This is a messenger RNA of Arxiozyma heterogenica, 1167 nucleotides long. RefSeq names its product Faf1p (gene FAF1). The record is from RefSeq and is a predicted model, not a curated record. Gene Ontology annotation, cellular component: nucleolus. Lineage: Eukaryota; Fungi; Ascomycota; Saccharomycetes; Saccharomycetales; Saccharomycetaceae. Bases 1 to 1167 code for a protein of 388 amino acids. Gene Ontology annotation, biological process: maturation of SSU-rRNA from tricistronic rRNA transcript (SSU-rRNA, 5.8S rRNA, LSU-rRNA). The transcript has a single exon.
AUGUCUGAUACCGAGCAAGAUAAGUAUAUGAAACAAUUGGAGGAACAGAGAAAAGCUUUUGAAGCUCAGUUUGGCUCUUUGGAAUCCUUAGGUUUUGAAGAUAAGACAAAACAUAUACAACAUGCUAGACCUGAUUCUAAUUCUAGCUCAGAUGAAAAAUCUAAUAGUGAAAGUGACAUUAGUAAUAGUGAGUUGGAAAAUAAUGAAUCAGAAGACAGUGCAUAUGAUACUAAUACAGAGGAUAAUAAUGAGGAUGUUGAGGAGGACAAUAAACUUAAUUGUAUUAUUCCGAUUAAAGCUGCUGAUAACAAUCAAGAAAAAAACAUUAAAAAGCCUAAAAUCAUCAAAUUUAGUGGCCCGAGUGAUACGUAUAUUGCACCAAGUAAACAGGAACAAAAAUUACUUAGAAGUGGUAGGACCUUAGCUGAAAAUGCAAGAAAAAUUGCUAAAUUGCAACAAUUAAGGACCAGUAAGCAUAAUACAUUAGAUGAUGAAGAUAAUGAAGAGGAGGCAAAUAUAGAAGCAGAGAAUUUACAUAAUGAUGUGGCUCUACAACAAUUUUUAAAAGAAUCACAUCUGUUAAGUGCAUUCAGUGAGAAUGAUAAAACCAAUUCAGAUUUCAGUGGUGUCUCAUUAACGUUAGAGACAAUUGGUAAUGAAAAUGAUCAUAUUCAAAAUAAUAGCAAUCAGUUAUUGUUUCAAGAUAGUGAAAUCAUUGGGAAAGCACGUAUGAAAACGUUAGAACAAAGACUACAUAAUCUUUCAAAAAUUAAUGGCCAUAGUAAGAAAAUCAACAAAUUGGAAAAAGUUCCAAUGGCAAUACGGAAGGGUAUGAUUAAUAAACAUUUGGAAAGAAUCGCCAAAUAUGAACAAGAAGCUAAAGAGGGUGGUAUUGUUCUUUCAAAAGUUAAAAAAGGACAGUUCAGAAAGAUUGAAGCUACAUAUAAGAAAGAUAUUGAAAGACGUAUUGGUACUAGUAUUAGGAGCAAAGAUAUGGAAAGAACAUCAAAAAGAGAACGUGGUCUCAAAAUUAAUACUAUUGGUCGUUCAACAAAAAACGGUCUUGUAGUGUCUAAAGCAGACAUUGCUCGUGUUAAUGGAACUAACGAUAUUAAUAGAAAGUCCAAAAAAUCUAAAAGUUUUAAAAGACACGGCGCAAAACGUUAA